ACUUUUGGGAGGAAAGCAUCGUAGUGAUACAAGGGAAUAAUUACCUAUCUUUGGUCCAAAGUUUUUAUGGGGCAUGAAAAUAUGGGGCGACGGGAUUUUAAGCAUUCGGGAUGUGGGUCGGUCGGGUUGGGUUUUGGCUGGAUGACCAGACAGAGUUGAGUUUGGAAAGUGCCGGAAGUCAAACGGAAGAGCGGUUAGAGUCACGCCCGCUUUCUUGUGCUCUGGCGGGCAGGGAGGGAAGAGCGAUGGCGGCAACUGUCGGCCUGCCCUCUCUUUUGCCUUCGCAGAGCCAGUUGGACUGCGCGCUGGAAGAUGCGACCACGCUUCAGGAGAAGGAGAACUUGGUAUAUCAGCACGUGAAAAAAGUGGACGGAUGGGAGCGGGAUUUGAAAGUCCCCGAGUUUGGAGCAGAUUUACAGUGGCUGAACACUGAAGGUUCACUUUCUUUAUAUGAACAUCUUUGUGGAAAAAUAGUGGUACUAGAUUUCUUCACCUACUGCUGCAUCAAUUGCAUCCACAUUUUGCCUGAUCUUCAUGAUUUAGAGGAGAAAUACUCUGAUAAAGAUGGUGUCCUUGUUAUAGGUGUUCACUCAGCAAAAUUUCCAAACGAAAAAGUUUUGGAUAACAUCAAAAGUGCUGUUCUUAGAUACAACAUCACUCAUCCUGUAGUAAAUGAUGUUAAUGCAACUCUCUGGCAUGAGCUAGAAGUAUCCUGCUGGCCAACCUUGGUAAUUGUUGGACCUCGUGGCAAUAUCUUGUUCAGUCUGAUUGGCGAAGGGCACAAGGACAAACUAUUUCUAUUUACAUCUACAGCCUUAAAAUACUACAAGGAACAAAGGCAAAUUAAUAGUAAUAGAAUAAGAACACAGUUAUAUAGAGACUCUUUGUCAUCUUCACCUUUGCUGUUCCCUGGGAAAAUUGCAGUAGAUAGUUCUGAAAACAUCUUGGUAAUAGCAGAUACUGGGCAUCAUAGGAUUUUGGUUGUGAAAAAAAAUGGUCAUAUUCUGCACAUCAUUGGAGGACCAGACAGUGGAAGAAAUGAUGGAAAUUUUUCAGAAGCAUCAUUCAAUUCUCCACAAGGAGUUGCCAUAAAGAACAGUAUUAUUUAUGUAGCAGAUACAGAAAACCAUCUAAUUAGAAAGAUUGACCUGCGGUUGGAGUUAGUGAGCACUGUUGCAGGAGUUGGAAUACAAGGCACUGAUAAGGAAGGAGGAGCCAAAGGAGAUGAGCAACCUAUUAGUUCUCCAUGGGAUAUAACUUUGGGAAGCUUAGCAACUUAUGAAGAUGGUGUUCUUUGGAUUGCCAUGGCAGGCAUACAUCAAAUCUGGGCACUUAUGUUGGAAAUUGGAAAACUUCCUAAAGGAAGUGAUUUGAAGAAAGGAACUUGUCUUCGGUUUGCUGGAAGUGGAAAUGAAGAAAACCGAAACAAUGCAUAUCCCCACAAAGCAGGCUUUGCUCAGCCUUCUGGUCUCUCUGUUGCUGCUGAAGAUCCAUGGAGUUGCCUUUUUGUUGCAGACAGUGAGAGUAGUACUGUGCGAACAAUUUCUCUAAAAGAUGGUACUGUGAAACACCUUGUAGGAGGCGAGAGAGAUCCAAUGAAUUUAUUUGCUUUUGGUGAUGUUGAUGGAUCUGGGACCAAUGCAAAGCUACAGCACCCAUUAGGAGUAGCUUGGGACAAGAAAAGAAGCCUCCUUUACGUUGCAGAUUCCUAUAAUCAUAAGAUUAAAUUUGUAGAUCCCAAAAUGAAGAAUUGCGCCACUUUAGCAGGUACAGGAGAAGCAAGCAACAUAAUUGGUUCCACCAUUACCACAUCAACUUUUAAUGAACCAGGAGGCCUAUGUGUUGAAGAUGGAGGACAAUUCCUUUAUAUUGCAGAUACCAACAAUCAUCAAAUUAAAGUGAUAGAUUUAGAAACUCGUACUGUUUCACUGCUUCCUCUUCUACAUAUUGACACAGUGGACUCUAUAACUAGAAGGAGUAUUAAAAUGACUGAUAAAACAGAACUACCAAUGCUCCCUAAAUCGGCUCCACAUUUUCAGCUACCUUCGUUGACUGUAAGUCCAGGCCAAGCACUUCAGUUCGUGCUGAUGCUCAACUUGCCUCCAAAUACUAAACUGACUGAAGAAGCACCAAGUGCCUGGUUUUUUACUGCAGAAGGUAAUGAAUGGCUACUUUGUGAUCCUCAUAGAUCUGGGACAAUUACAGAUAUAUUUGAACAGCCUAUAAUCCAAUUUCAGCUACCCACUAACUGCCUGUCAGCUGAAGCUUUAUUGUCAAUCAACGUGUGCCUCUAUUACUGUAGCAAGGACAGUAAUGCCUGCAUGAUGAAAGGAAUCUCAUUCAACCAGCCUUUACAUAUAGCAAAUGUAAACCAAAAAAGCAUAGCUCCAAUUGAGCUCAAAUAUACAUUUUAAUUUUAAGCACAGCAAAGCAAAAAACCAUUUAUAGGCUUAUUUACCUAAUUUUUUACUGCAAAACAAACUUAACUUUUGCAAUACUAUAUAUGUAUUAUUACAUGUAUGAACUUAAAGCACACCUUGCAAAAAUGUAUGUUUGCAUAAAUGGAAUGUGAGAAAUCAUGAAACUGUAUCUAAAUCUUAGUACCUUGUUAACUUAUAAUAUAAGCAAUAAAUGCUAAAGGGUUGGGAUCACUGUGAAAAAAACAAAUCUAAACAUAGAAAAGAUCGAUUUCUAUCUUCAGAGCACAAUCUUAAUGUUGGAAACUCACAUUCGUUUGAUUUUUUGCCCUGUGUUAUAUAAACAUUUGUCAUCACAUGUUUUCUGGACCAGGAGGCCUUGCUCACUGUCACUCAUGCCUUGAUCACCUGUUUGUUGAAUUACUGAAGUGAGCAAGGUCCUCUACGUGGACCUACCCUUAAAGAUCACUUAGAAGUUACUACUGGUCCAGCAUGCAGCAGUGUGUGCUUGAGAUUUGACUAUAUUCAACCAUUGCUGUGCAAGCUAUCUUAGCUUCUAGUUGUUUUUUGAGUGCAAUUCAAUGUUGGUUACUACUUUACAGCCUUAAAUGGCUGUAGGACCAAGUCAUCCUACCAGAUCAGAUAACAUGGUCAGACUAGGUCCCUUUUCUUAAAUGUUACCUCUGAUGGGACCUUUAAGACAACACUUUCAAUCGCUGCCUUGACCCUUUGAAACCGCCUGUUCCUUGAUAUUUGGCUCCCACCCUUUAACUUCUGAAGGGCUAGUUCUUUCCUCAGACUUUGGGCUAGGAUAGAACUGAGCCCAGCAAAUGUAAGUUUAUAACAUAUCGCAGCGGUGUGGUUGGAUUAUAUGGUGGGUUAAUCUGGUUUAGCUGGUUUUAUUUAUAUUGUGUCACCUAGAGAUUUUAUGUAUAAGAAAGAUGGCCUAAGAGUUUUAUAAAUAAAUCAUCAACAUUUUGUUUCAAAUACAAGCAAAAUAAUGAAAAAUAAAAUAUGCAGUGAAAAAUAGUUUUUAACAAAAGCUAAAGUUUUUUUUAAAAAAAUAAUAUUUAAACCACAUGUUCCACAUAUGUUUGUUAAUGACUUACAUAGAGUAAUUUCUAUGCAAAAGCUAAAUGAAUUGAUAUUUAUAGCUAUGAAUAAUAUUUUUAAUAAUAAAAUCUGAAAAAUUAAAAAGAUGAAAGAUAUUUUUUAUUAUCUACAAUCAUAAACUGCUUGUUAAGACUUAUUUUCAAAGAGAGAAUGGUAUGGGGGUGCAGGGGUGUGUGUGGUAUGGUAGGAUAUGGUGUAUAAUAUGGUAUGAGUUUUAAACAAUAUUUACCUGUAUAAAGGAAAGAUACAAAACAGAUCACAUUCCAAAAAUACUACUAUUGUCAAAAUUAUAUAGAAUUUAAUACUUCACCAGCAAUCCAUCCUAUUAUGCAAACUACUUUUAAGAAUUCUUUUAAGUGCAAUUGUGCGUUGAUAAAGAAAUAGCAGGCAUGGUGUUAUUCUUUGUUUUUUUAAAGGUUUAUUCCCCUCAUAGAUCUUUUUAUAGUUAAAAAGAAAAAUUCCAGUAUAAUAAGACUUAUCCAAGUAAUCAAUGGCAUUUCUUCAAAUAAUUUGUUUUUAAAUUAUUUUAAAUGCCAUCUUGGAUAAAAAUCAGAAACUUACUCAUACAUUUCAAUCCCUGACUUUUUU
Messenger RNA from Thamnophis elegans (Western terrestrial garter snake), 4118 nucleotides. It is a transcript of the gene NHLRC2, whose product is annotated as NHL repeat containing 2. The transcript is spliced from 11 exons. Gene Ontology annotation, molecular function: protein binding. Lineage: Eukaryota; Metazoa; Chordata; Lepidosauria; Squamata; Natricidae. Bases 111 to 2414 code for a protein of 767 amino acids. The record is from RefSeq and is a predicted model, not a curated record.